AUGCUGCGCCGAAUCCAAAAGAAACGUCCAACAAGUAGCCAAGGAGGAGCCACAGCAAAGUCAUUGUCCAAGGAAACUUCUUCUGCAAUGGAAGGGUCUGAUCGCUACCAGAUGCUGAAGCAUCACAAUGAUGCUUCCCCAGAUUGGGUGACUGAUAUGAUUCUCCAGAAGACUGACAGUCCACCAGUCAAGGCAUAUGUGGAUGGAAAGCUUCGCCGCAGUGAAGAUUACUACCCCAGACUUGUUGUUGUCGAAGCUUUUCGUGUCACUCGCUCAUACGGGAAGGGAAAAAACCAAAUGCCGGUCAUCGUGUAUGAUCUUGUUCUCAUGGAUGGAUCUGAGACAUUCAUCAAGGCCGUGACGAACAGUGCACUCUCUUCUUUGUUGAAGCGACAGGAUAUUAUGAGUGGUACAACGUUGGUCCUGAAGGAAUACCGAGUCCUCCAACUCCAUACUGGAAAUGACUGUGAGUGGAAGAAGUGCUUGUUGUUGAAGAACUUUGACUGGAAGCUACCACCCGAUCGCCCAAUCAUUGAACCAGUCGGUGCUGGAAUCAAACCAGUGGCACGCCGAAUCAAUUUCGGUACUGAGUCGUCCAACAUAGUGGACACUGAAGAGACCACCCCCCACAGCAUCUGCUAUGAUCGAGCAAGCGCUUUAUACUGUCGCAACAGUGGAAUGGUGCUCUUUACGGAGCCAACCCAUGUUGACUGCCCAACAGUCCCGAAUCCCCAGAAGUUGGUAAACUUCUCUCACUCGGUCCAGAGUUUUGCAAAAGGUGAAUGGAUUCUGCAUAAGCGAACUCAUACCAACUGGAUCGACUUUGUCUUGCAUGAGUGCCUCCCAGCCGACCGUAAGCUCUGGGUGGAUCCCAUGUGGCAGAUUCCUCCCAAGUAUGGGUAUGGCGAGAUGGAUGAAGACAACAGCUCUGUCGAAUCAGACGCAAAGUGUGAGUGUGUGUCCAAGCAUGGUAUGGAGUCUUGUGUUGUCAAAAUGAUCCGGCCACGUACCUUGGACGCGAACCAGAUCUUCUUGUCUUGCUCUCGCCGCUUUGCUGCCACCUCUGAUGCAAACUUCUUCAGCGAUUUGGAACCCAGACACAAGCGUUGGUGUAUGUACUGGUGGUAUGCAGUCAAUGUUUACCAGAUCCGUGGUAGCCGUUCGCCUCUGCCAUCUUGCUUUGUUGAUAAGAUCCGCGCACUUUACCCUAACAAAAACGGAGAGCCUCACGUUGGAUUUGUGGCGAGUAUUUGA
Molecule: messenger RNA, 1254 nt
Organism: Seminavis robusta
Lineage: Eukaryota; Bacillariophyta; Bacillariophyceae; Naviculales; Naviculaceae
Source: the annotation of a GenBank genome assembly